This is a messenger RNA of Pelagomonas calceolata, 780 nucleotides long. The record is from the annotation of a GenBank genome assembly. NCBI's taxonomy places the organism in Eukaryota, Pelagophyceae, Pelagomonadales, Pelagomonadaceae.
UACAUUCCAUUGUUUGCGCACAGCGUCAAUUUCCAUCGUCACCCACAGCCGCUUGGCACAGAGUCCACACACCGCGCCGCUACGGCCCACGCGAAACCGCGGGGCAGCGCGCUGCCCGCCGGCCGCGAUAGGAGCCAAUUGGUGCCGGCAGCCCAAAACGCCUGCGAUGCGGCGGCGGGCGUCACCGCGCCGCCGCACGCGUUCAACGCGCGCCGCCGCACACGCCUCGCGCGGCCGACGCCGCCACGACGCCCCAUCGACGCCCCAUCGACAAAACGCGCGCGCCCGUUCGCUCGACGUUGCCACUCACGCCGCCGCGCCGCGCAGACACACACUCCAUCAAUCAUGUCUGGCAAAGGAAAAGGCGGCCGCGGCAAGGGCAAGGGCAAGUCCAAGGGCGGCUCGACGUCGUCGGCGUCCAAGGCCGGCCUUCAGUUCCCGGUGGCGCGCCUGAACCGCUACCUGCGCAAGGGCAAGUACGCCUCGCGCGUCGGCGUCGGCGCCGGCGUCUACAUGGGCGCCGUCCUCGAGUACCUCUGCGCCGAGAUCCUCGAGCUCGCGGGCAAUGCCGCGCGCGACAACAAGAAGACGCGCAUCGUGCCGCGCCACAUCCAGCUCGCCGUGCGCAACGACGAGGAGCUCAACAAGCUCCUCGGCUCGGUCACGAUCGCGUCCGGCGGCGUGCUCCCGAACAUCCACGCGACGCUGCUGCCCAAGAAGGUGCGCCGGACCGCGUCUCUCGUUCUUCGAAAACUCCGUGGCGCAAUGGAUAGCGUAUCA